GUGGCCCGGGCGGCAUCUGCUCAGGAGGCGGAAAGAAGCGAGGCUCACUGUGCCGGCCUGCACAAGACACUGCUGGACUCUGAAGCGGCUUCGGAGAAUCUGCGCCAGAAGCUUCUCCACUGGGAGGAGUCCACAGACUCGCCAGAGGGCGGCCUCGAGGCCUUGAAUCUGAGGCACGUUCAAGCCUCUACUGGGCACCUGGAGAAGCUCAGUGUCGACCUUCGCGCACACUUGCGACGGGCAGGCGAGUCUUCUGCAGACCAGGAGGCAUCAGUACACGACUUCGGCGUGAGGCUUCGGAGUGUCCAGGCCGCCGCAGCCGGCAAAGACGAGCAGGCAGCAGAGAUUUGGGCCCAGUUGAGGCACGUCGAGGCAAAUUCCGAGUCCCAGAAGUUGCCGGAGACCUUGAUUGCAAAGUUGCGCGAGGUUGUGCCAGACAGCGGUAGCGGAGGAAGCAAAGAGGAAGCCUUUCAAGUGAGGUUGAAACACGUUGAGGCCGCGGCGGUAGAGACGAAAGCGGCAUCAGAGAAGCUCCAAGUUCAACUGAGGCAUGCGGAGGCUUCCUCAGCCCACUUGGAGGAUGAAGUCCAGACGCUUCGCGUGAGACUGCGGCACGUGCCGUCGCGAGAGAACGCAGCUGUCCAGACAGAGCAGUCUAGUGCAGCACACAAGGCUCGCAAAACUGUGCUUUUUGGCACAGAGGAAAAGCAGUCGCUACCUGGAAGUGUUGUUUCCGAGCAGCCCGAGGAAGAGGAAUCGGACGAAGACAAGCCUGCCAAGCGCAGGGAUAAAUCCCGCAUGAAGUCGGUGGAUUUCCAAAGGGCAGGAUCAGCCGUGUCCUAUGUCCUGGAGUCCGAAGAAGAGCGGUCUGCAAGUGACAGAGAUGAGCCGAUGACCGGCAGAAUGUCUACAAUGUCGCAAGUUUCUGCGGUGUCUGAGUACUAUGACACUUACAACGAGACCUCGCAGCCUUGCAAAAGGAGGAGUCGUGGUCGCUCCACCUUGGAGACCUACGACGAAGAGGACCUCUGGGAUCCGGAGCACGUCGCCCGGAUCACCCGGAAGCUCUUCCUGAAGCAUGACAAGGACGGGACGGGCCGCAUCGAGUGGUCCUCUGGCGAGGCCAUCAAGUUCCUGGAGGAGUUCUUCUGGUUACACAAGCAGCCGCCUCCGAAGAUCCCGAAGCCCGCCUUUCACAGCCUCUACACGCAGGUAAAGAUGGACAGCAAGCCCUCAGGCUUCACGGAUGAGGACAUCGACGCUACGGGGCUCAACGUGGAGGAGAUGACAGCCUUCGCAUCCAAGGUCCACCAAUUCGUGUACAAACAGCUGGGCAAAGAGAUGAGGGCACAGCGCAAGAGCUUCGCCAUCAGCACGGGCGACACAGAAGUGUUAAAGCAGCUCUCGAAGCAGGAGGCCGCCCAUGAUUCCAGCCGGCGCCAAACGCAUCGCCGAGCCACACUAGGUGGGGUCAAGUUGCAGGACCUGGCCACGGCUGAUGCCGAGGCGGAGGAAGAGGCGGCGGCUUCCAAGCAGCGCCUGACCCAGCGCCGGGCGACUCUUGGCGGAGCUCGGCUGCAGGACACGUGA
Molecule: messenger RNA, 1590 nt
Organism: Symbiodinium necroappetens
Lineage: Eukaryota; Dinophyceae; Suessiales; Symbiodiniaceae
Source: the annotation of a GenBank genome assembly